AUGAUUGACACAAAUCCCUCUAAGUCCUUCUACGUGGGCCCUUACGACCGCACGAGAAUCGAUUUGGUGGAGCAGGGAACAACUUCAAGAAUUGAGAAGGAAGGCUGCUGGCGUAAAAUCAGUCAGAAGAGAGCCAACGAUUGGGAAGCUAGCUCGAUUGACGCUGAAUCGCGCGAUGACAGCGAAGUUUUCACUGAAACCUCUACAUUUCCGCAGAGGCUAGUCUUCGGCGAAUGGAGCCACUGGACCGAAUGGACGCCAUGCAUGAAUGGAGAAAGAAGCCGUAUCCGAGCAUGCAGUUCAAAACGACCGGCUCUACGAAUCGUCUGUCAUGGAGAAGCUAAAGAGGUUCAACGGUGCUUCUCUAUGGUCGAGGCGCAUAUACCUGUCGCCGAAGAUCCAUGGUCGAUCGAACGUGAGAUCAGUGGCAACUUUAAGAUCUGA
Messenger RNA from Ostertagia ostertagi, 444 nucleotides. Lineage: Eukaryota; Metazoa; Nematoda; Chromadorea; Rhabditida; Trichostrongylidae. The record is from the annotation of a GenBank genome assembly.